CGCGUUAGGCUUUCCCCAAGGCUAUCGCGCUGCCAUUCAUCAUGGGGAUCACUGAGCACGAGAAGUCUAGCAACGAGGAGAUUGGGGAGAAGGAGAAGACUGUCGGCGUCACCGAGGUUCUCUACCCCGACGAUGGUGCCAUCGAGGACCUCACCAAGCAUGGAGAUGUGACGGCCGAUGAGCUUAUCGAUGCCGAGGAGCGCCUCGACUCGAUGCCGCUCGUCCGCACCGUGGCGGUCAUCAACCAGCUGUACAAGCUGCACCAGUCGGACCAGAACUUUGACUUUGACCUCCUGUUCCGAAUGGAGAAGUUCCUGAACGACCCCGAGGUCUUGCAGCACCCCGACCAGCAUGGUGCGCUGAUCCACGAGAUGCGCUUGGAGGCGCUCAUCGCCACCACCAACUCGCCGUACGCCAUCGUCCGUGCCGUCGCCCCCGUCACCGACGACCCCGACAUGCCUGCGCUCACCAUCCGCGCGUGGGUCAUUGGCCUCGUCUACGCCUGUAUCGGAGCUUUCGUCAACCAGCUCUUCGUGUUCCGUAACCCGCCCGUGUCGCUCUCCGUCUCGACUGCGCAGCUGCUGGCUUACCCCGCCGGCAAGCUGUUCGAGAAGAUCCUUCCCGACUGGGGCGUCACCAUCGGCGGCAAGCGUCACUCGCUCAACCCUGGCCCCUUCAACCUCAAGGAGCACAUGCUCAUCACCAUCAUGGCCAACGUGUCCUUCGGCUCCGCCUACACCGCCGAUAUUGUCUUUGUGCAGGCUCUGCCUUUCUACUUUGACCAGGCGUACGCCCGCGGUUUCGGUUACCAGGCGCUCAACACGAUCGGGUCAAACCUCAUCGGCUGCGGUCUUGCUGGCCUCACUCGUCGCUUCAUCGUGUACCCCAGCUACUGUGUGUGGCCUGCAUCGCUCUCGACCAUUGCCAUGAACAAGGCGUUCCACACCAACGACUCGUCCCCGAUCCCCGGCCCCUUCAACCGCAUGUAUCGCUGGACCAUGCGUCGCUUUUUCCUCAUCGUGUUCAUCAUCGCCUUUGUUUACUGGUGGUUCCCCGGAUUCAUCUGGCAGAACCUCUCGUACUUCAACUGGAUGGAGUGGAUUGCACCCAACAACGUCGUCUACACCCAGAUGGUCUCCUCGAACCUCAACGCGGGCCUCGGCAUCAACCCCUGGCCAUCCUUUGACUGGAACUUCAUCGGUGUGCAGGUCACCCCUCUCGUUACCCCGCUCUACACGGUCGUUAACAAGUUUAUCGGCAUGUUCUUCGGUCUCUUUAUGAUUUGUGGUAUUUACUACACAAACACCUUCAACACGGCGUACCUCCCUAUCAACGACAACCACGUCUGGGCCAACAAUGGCAAGAGAUACAACGUUACCCGGAUCCUUUCGGGCCCCCAGAGGCUGUUUGACGAGCAGAAGUACCAAGACUACUCGGAGCCGUACAUGGCAGCCGGUAACAUGGUCCUCUACUUCUGGUUCUUCGCCGUCUACUCGGCAACCAUCACCUACGUCGCCAUCUUCCACCGCCACGAGAUUGCCUACAGCUUCCGCAUGGUUUUCCGUGACAUCAAGUCCAUUAUUUGGAGGAAGAACUCCGGCAACGAGGAGAGCGACGAGCACGUCGACGACAUUGCCGAGGACAUCCACUACCGCCUCAUGACUGCUUACAAGGAGGUGCCCGAGUGGUGGUACUUUAUCGUACUCUGUGCCGCGCUCGCGAUGGGCAUGGCCGGCGUCGGUGCGUACGACACGGGUGUCACCAUGGCCGUUGUCAUCUACGGUGUCAUCCUCGCCCUCAUCUUCAUGGUUCCCAUCGGUCUUGUUACGGCCGUCACCUCCAACGAGGUCACGCUCAACGUCCUCGCCGAGUUUAUUGGUGGUGCCCUGAUUCCCGGCAACGCUCUGGCCAUGAGCUACUUUAAGAUGUACGGCUACAUCACCACCGCUCAAGCCAUUGCCUUUGCCAGCGACCUCAAGCUUGCACACUACGUGCACAUCGGCCCUCGUCUGACCUUCUGGGCUCAGAUCAUCCCCACCAUCGUCACUAGUCUGCUCCAGGCCGGCAUCUUUGACUUUGUCAUGGGCUUCAAGAACGUUUGCACAAACGAGGCCUCGUUCGGCAUGACGUGCCCUGGUGUCAACACCUUCUUCACUGCGGCGGUCUUCUAUGGCACCCUGGGUCCCAAGCGCGUGUUCGGUUCCAACGGUCGUUACAAGACUCUUCUGAUUGGCUUCCCCGUCGGCUUCAUCAUGGUCAUCAUCUACUGGGGCCUCAAGAAGGCAUUCCCCAAGAGCAAGUUCAUCCGCGCCAUCCACCCUGCCGUCCUCGCCUCGGGCAGUCAGCAGUGGUCGCCGUACAACCUCGCGCACAUGACCCAGGCUGUUUACGUCUCCCUGUUCUCCUGGGGCUGGCUCAAGAAGCGUUACCUUGCCUUCUGGUCGCGCUACAACUACAUCCUUGCCACCUCGCUCAACGCCGCGAUCGCCAUUCUCGCAGUCAUCAUCUUCUUCGCCCUCUCCAUCCCCGACGUCAACAUUAACUGGUGGGGAAACAGCCCUAACAAGGACGGCAGCUGCGCCGAUAGGGGCGGGUGUAGGUAUAUGGCAAUUCCGGAGAAGGGCUACUUUGGCCCCGAGAAGGGUCACUUCCGUUAGGUGGUGUUUAUGGACUGUCGAUCUAAUGUGGCAAGGAGGAGGGCCAGUGGAUAAAUUGUAAGGAGUCGAGGUCGAGUAUUGGAGCACUUCGCUAGGGUGCUGCAGUGAUGAAUCGAAUGC
Messenger RNA from Vanrija pseudolonga, 2777 nucleotides. RefSeq names its product Sexual differentiation process protein isp4. Gene Ontology annotation, biological process: transmembrane transport. The transcript has 8 exons. NCBI's taxonomy places the organism in Eukaryota, Fungi, Basidiomycota, Tremellomycetes, Trichosporonales, Trichosporonaceae. The coding region runs from base 42 to 2657 and encodes 871 amino acids. The record is from RefSeq and is a predicted model, not a curated record. Gene Ontology annotation, molecular function: oligopeptide transmembrane transporter activity. Gene Ontology annotation, cellular component: plasma membrane.